Messenger RNA from Botrytis byssoidea, 981 nucleotides. RefSeq lists its product as uncharacterized. Gene Ontology annotation, cellular component: SNARE complex; endoplasmic reticulum. Gene Ontology annotation, molecular function: SNAP receptor activity. Lineage: Eukaryota; Fungi; Ascomycota; Leotiomycetes; Helotiales; Sclerotiniaceae. Bases 1 to 981 code for a protein of 326 amino acids. The record is from RefSeq and is a predicted model, not a curated record. Gene Ontology annotation, biological process: retrograde vesicle-mediated transport, Golgi to endoplasmic reticulum. The transcript has 3 exons.
AUGGCAAGACUUAAUACGGUGCCUGUUCCGGCGAGGGAUCCGACAGCUACGAAUUUGGAACGGAUGUUAGUGAGAUUACAGAAAAUAAUCUUGGGUCCAGAUACGUCUGCCACUUCGCAAAGCUAUGCUGAGUGGGUGAAGACGGGCGCGAACCUGGAAUAUGCGCGGGGUUUACUGGUUCAUGUAGAGCAGGAUGCGCAGAAUAUCAAAGUGUUAUCGAGGAAACAGGAGGUACAGGCAGAUUUGGUGCGCAAAAGGCAUUUGAUACAGAGACUUGGUGAGAGAUUGGAGGAGUUACGAGAGCUUGCGAGUUAUGAGGAAGAAGGUGAAGAUUCCUCCGAGGGAGAAGAUUUGUUGGGAAUUGCGCAAGAUACUCCUUCGGAAACGACUGAUGAAAUGAUGAACACGAGUGAAGAACGAUCAACACCUUCUCCUAUUGAUUAUACAUCUUCUCCUAUCGGACAAACAGAGUUGGAUUCUGCGCCAGCACAAAUCCAAACACAAACCUCUCAGACUCCCGAACCAUCUACUCUCCGCUCUCGUAAUCCUCGCGCCGAACUUUUUGAGAAAUCCCCGAAUCAAGCUUUCACAACAUCUACCUCUACCUCCACUUCUACCUACCGACCAGCCCCUACCCCCUCAAGCACCACCACCGCCACCACCGAGACACUCCUCACGCACCACCGCACCGAGCAAGAAGAUCUAACCAAUUCUCUCCUCUCCAUGGCCCAGGAACUCCGCGCUCGCUCACAAACCUUCGCCAGUACCCUCGCAAGCGAUUCCUCGGUGCUCGAUUCUGCAAUCGCGGGAAUUAAUAAGAAUGAGCUUGGAUUGGAAGCGGCGUCAAAAAGAAUGGGCUAUUUGAGGAGCAUGACGGAGGGGAGGGGUUGGUGGGGUCGCAUGAUGAUGUAUGCGUGGAUUGCGGGUUUGGCGGUCCUGGCUGUGUUGGUGGUGUUUGUUAUGCCGAAAUUGAGAUUUUGA